UGAAAAUUUAGUAAAAAAAAAAAAAAAUCAUGGGAAGAGAAUCUUUCUACAAAGGACGAAAGAGGGGCCCAAAAGACAAAAACCACGGCGCCAAAGAAUAAUUUCAGUGUGCAAAAGUCAAAACAAACCUUCAUUCAUCAAUGGCAGAGACUGCGGCGGUUUUCGGCAUUUCCGGUUCAACACUUCCUUCACUCUCUCUUCGCCGUACAACCAUUUCCCGAUCCCAAACUCCCUCUAUCACUCGCUCCUUCCACGCCGAUCUUCCUUCUUUCCCUUACUUGACUCUUUCCAAUUCACAUUCUCAACUCUCUGUCGUCUCUCCAGAUUCCAAAACCACUUCAUUUGACCUAAGUGCUCCCGAUUUGGAUACUACCGGCGGAGGCGGUGAUAUCAAAGGAAACGGAGACGAUUUUAGCGGCGGCGGUGGAGAAGGAGGUGGUGACGAUAGUAGCAAAGGCGAGGAAGGAUCGGACGGUGGUGAGAAGAAGGAGAUGGGUUUGUCAAUGUCUCAGAAAUUAACUCUCGGUUAUGCUAUUCUCGUCGGAGUGGGCGGUGUAAUGGGAUAUCUCAAGACUGGCAGCCAGAAGUCACUAUUGGCCGGGGGCUUGUCUUCUGCACUGUUGUUUUAUGUUUUUUCCGAGCUACCCGGAAGACCUGUUCUUGCAUCAUCUGUGGGCCUUGGCAUAUCUGCUACACUUCUUGCGGUGAUGGGUUCUCGUUUCAAGAAAUCAGGGAAGGUCUUUCCGGCAGGCGUUGUGUCCCUUGUGUCACUCACUAUGACCGGCGGUUACUUGCACGGAAUCAUGCGUAGUUUACACUAGAAUGUAAAUAACAAAUGUGAGAUCUCCUGUAAACUUUGCUGAACACAAUCCCCUCUUGUUAUGAAACUUGGGAUCUCUGCUGUAAACUCAUGUUUUAUGUUUGUCAUAGAGAUAGACAUUUGUUGUGAAAUAAGGAUGGUGAAUGUGAACUUUGGUUUUGGUCACUGUUUACAGACGUUGAUCUUUUUUGUCCA
Trifolium pratense (red clover) is the source of this 1015-nucleotide messenger RNA. RefSeq names its product protein FATTY ACID EXPORT 2, chloroplastic-like. The record is from RefSeq and is a predicted model, not a curated record. The coding region runs from base 141 to 821 and encodes 226 amino acids. Lineage: Eukaryota; Viridiplantae; Streptophyta; Magnoliopsida; Fabales; Fabaceae. Gene Ontology annotation, cellular component: membrane. The transcript has 3 exons.